This is a messenger RNA of Salmo salar (Atlantic salmon), 1169 nucleotides long. Its product is annotated as 5-hydroxytryptamine receptor 3B. Gene Ontology annotation, molecular function: extracellular ligand-gated monoatomic ion channel activity; transmembrane signaling receptor activity. Gene Ontology annotation, biological process: monoatomic ion transmembrane transport. Gene Ontology annotation, cellular component: postsynaptic membrane. The record is from RefSeq and is a predicted model, not a curated record. NCBI's taxonomy places the organism in Eukaryota, Metazoa, Chordata, Actinopteri, Salmoniformes, Salmonidae.
AGGACAUUUUUGGAUAAUUAUAGAACAUUUUGUAACCCUAUAUAUCAAUGAGUUGAAUUUCAUAUGAUAGAUUUACUACUUGACUUCCAUUCAGCCCCUCUAGCUGAACAGGUAGCAGAUAAACCCAAGAGGUCUGCUCUGAACCAGCUCACCAGGACCCUCCUGCGUAAAUACGACUGUGGAGUGAGACCUGUUCAGAACUGGACCAGACCCACGCUCAUCCACAUAGACCUCCUACUGCAGUCGGUCCUUGAUGUGGAUGGAAAGACCCAGCAAGUAACCACAAGCAUUUGGUACCGGCAGAUCUGGAUCGAUGAGUUCCUGGUGUGGGACCCCGAGGAGUUUGACGGGAUCACUGAGAUCUCCCUGUCCUCUGACGCUAUAUGGGUGCCUGAUCUCAUCAUCAGUGAAUUUGUGGAUGUAGGGGAGUCCCCUGCCAUCCCCUAUGUGUAUGUCAACUCGUCCGGGAUGGUGAAGAACAACAAACCCAUCCAGGUGGUGUCUGCAUGUGAUCUGGAGCUGUACGCCUUCCCCUUCGAUAAGCAGAACUGCACUCUGACCUUCCGCAGCUGGCUUCACUCAGUGAAUGAGGUGAACCUGACACUGUGGAGGAGUGCGGAGGAGAUCGCAAAUGAUCAGAAGUCGUUUAUGGACGACGGCGAGUGGGAGCUGUUGUCUGUGCCGUCCCGCUACUGGCAUCUCCGCCUGGACGACAGAGACUACGCCCACAUCCAGUUCAAUGUGUUGAUCCGCCGGCGCCCCCUGCUGUACGUGGUGAGUCUGCUCAUCCCCAGCAUCUUCCUCAUGGUGGUGGACGUCAUCAGCUUCUAUCUGCCGCCCAACAGUGGCACGCGCAUCACCUUCAAGACCAGCAUCCUCCUGGGCUACACUGUCUUCAGGGUCAACCUGAUGAACGAGAUGCCUGCCACCGCCAUCAGAACACCACUCAUAGGUGUGUUCUUUGCGGUCUGCAUGGCGCUGCUUGUGCUGAAUUUAUCCAUCUCCAUCUUUGUGGUGAAGCUCCUCCCACAACGAGAAGGAGGUCAAGGAGAUGUCAGUGUCCGCCUGCCUCCUCGACAAGUACGGCUCGUCCAGCCAGACCUUCCUCGAGAGCAACUUCACCUCUGUCAAAACGCUGGUCGACGUGGAUCAGUGUGGGGGUGAGAGGG